CAUCUCCAGAGAUGGGGCACCCACAUCUGUGGGCAGCAGUGCCUCACUGCCUCUGGGCAAAGAAGCUCUAAGGAAGUGACCUGCCCUGGGGCAGGGGUGGACAAUGGGACUCCCACAUCACCCUCAGCCCUUCUCCCUGCAGGACCCAGUCACCUAUUCUGAAAUGUGUUGCUCAUAUAGGUGCGAUGCUCUUCUCUCCCUGCACUUUUCCAAGUCUUUGGCUUGGCCAAGGGCAUGCACUCAUUGGUGACUAGAUGGACAGCACUCAGUCCAUCCUCCAGCACCAGUCCUCUGCUUUUUCUCUUUUGUCCACCCUAGGUCUCCCCCUCAGAUCCCGCUCCCAUGGCAACUCCCAUCCCGAGCCCUAGUGAGAGUGAGAAGUCCCCCCCAUCCAAGGAUCUGCUGACCAGCAACACAGCCAGCACGCUGUGCAUCAGCUCCCGCAGCGAGUCUGUCUGGACCAAUGCCUCCAGGAGCAAGUGGGACAUCUACCACAAGCCCAUCAUUGUCAUGUCCGUCGGAGCAGCCGUCUUCCUCUUCGGGACAGUCAUCACCAGCCUGUCGUGCUUCGAAAUCAAGAACAGUGAGGUGUACAAAAUGUGCGGCCCCGCUUUCCUGUCCAUGGGACUGAUGCUCCUGGUCUGUGGCCUCGUCUGGGUCCCCAUCAUCCGCAAGAAGCAGAAGCAGAGACAGAAGUCACACUUCCUGCAGAGCCUCAAGUCCUUCUUCUUUAACCGCUGAGCACCUUCCAGGAAGGCCCCAACCCCACUCCCCAUGUUAACCAUAAAAAGAAGCGUUCUUGUGUACUCUCCUAGAGGAAUUUAUCCCAGUCCCUUCCCUAUAAGAUGGAACAUGCUGUACUGACCCCCAGCAUGAAAGUGAACUUUGUAUUUUGCCCAGGGAACCCCAGAAAAAAAGAGAUCAGGACCUGGUGGUGAGCCCAGUGCCCUGCAUCACCUCAACAGGCAACAGCCAACUCAACACAUGCUGUGCAAUGGCCAAACCAGCACAUGAAGGGGAAAGCAGAGCUCCUGGCAGCCUCUGACAGCAGCUUUUGUAGGGCACAGCAGUGAAGAGGAGACAACCCAGUAUGGUGUGGGUAAAGCUGCCGUGAGCACUGGGCUUCAAAUCUGGCCCAAGGAGGUAUCUCCAGUCUAAAGAACCAUUCUCUGUCUGGACAACAAAGCCUGGGUUAAUAUAAUUGGGCACAUCAUGUUCUGCCCCUGACUCUGAAUGGGACUCUGACUUUUCAGACCCAGUUUGUCUCCCACAGCAUCCCACCUGGGAAGACCUCAGCCCAGUGAACUGUGGCUCAGUGCCUGGAGCCCCGUGCAGGUGAACCCAGAACCAGAGCAGGCAAUACAUGGCUUGAUGCUGAUCAGAGGAAGAAGAGGGGCACAGGAGAGGAGAUCGCACCUGCACCUCCAUGCAUUAUUCCCACCCCCUUCCAUGGAUCACCCCCUUAAAGCAGUGGGACACUCCUGGGAGUGAAGACAGGCUGGCAAAAGGAUACAGCAGCUCUGCAACACCCUGCUCUGUGUUAGGACAGUGAGCAUCAGCACAGAACAACUUCCUUUUGGUUUGAGUGCCACAUCCCUCAGGAGCUGCCACCACAGACAUGCUGGGAGCUCUGGAUAACACCAGGAGUCCCACUGAAAGCAGAGGUUGAUCUGCAGAUAUAACCCAAAGCACCCACAGCCCAAAGUCUCAUGAUGACUGGGACACUCCCCCCAGGAUGGGGUUAAGAUUGGUGGUGUUCUAUGAUGGGGAGCAGCAGAGGCAGCUUCUGGCCCACAGCUGGCACAAGAUGCACAUGCUCGAGGAACACGUCCUGCUGACCCAGCUUGGCUGUGCCCUGAGUGAUGUUUUCUUGCGGUGCACACGUGUCCAGCUGGUGCCAGCUGGUGAAUGGGGUGUUGGAGGUGAGCGGUCUGGCAGCAGACCCAGUAAAUCUCCUCCUGCUCCUCAGCCAUUCAUCCCUCUGAGCAGUGUUCUGCUGUUAUUUUCGGAGCUGGCUUGGCACAAGGAUGGUUCUCUAUUGAUUCGGCUGCAGUGGGCACAGUCUCACCCCAAGCUCCUGCCCAAGGAUGAGCUGCAGCCAGAAAAGCAGGUGAGCAGCAGGGCUGGCAUGGAAGACAGCACAGUAUGAGGGAUGGGGACACAGAGUGGGGUCCUGUUCUGCACACCUUGCAACCAAAGAGACAGCUGGUGAAGUGUCAAUGAGAAGUCACUGAGAUCAGAAAUGUAACAGGAUUCCAUGCUGGUUAUUUAUAACAAGAAUAUUUGAUUUAAUUAAAGCAGAAAUAUCCCAA
This is a messenger RNA of Coturnix japonica (Japanese quail), 2312 nucleotides long. RefSeq names its product phosphoinositide interacting regulator of transient receptor potential channels (gene PIRT). Gene Ontology annotation, cellular component: plasma membrane. Gene Ontology annotation, biological process: positive regulation of cation channel activity. Gene Ontology annotation, molecular function: phosphatidylinositol bisphosphate binding; transmembrane transporter binding. Lineage: Eukaryota; Metazoa; Chordata; Aves; Galliformes; Phasianidae. The record is from RefSeq and is a predicted model, not a curated record.